Molecule: messenger RNA, 2472 nt
Organism: Caenorhabditis angaria
Lineage: Eukaryota; Metazoa; Nematoda; Chromadorea; Rhabditida; Rhabditidae
Source: the annotation of a GenBank genome assembly
AUGUCUGGCUGGAACGUGAAUGCGUCUUCGUUUGUUCCAAAUGUGAAUGCUCGUCCAUUUGUCCCAGGACAACAAUAUGUUGCCCCUCCAGUUGAAUCAGUUCCACCUCCACCACAAGAUUGGGAAGAUCAAGCAGAUGCUUCGCCAGUUGUUGAACAACCACCAGCUCCAAUUGCAGCUGAACCAGUUGCACCUGUUCAAGUUUCUGAGCCAGUUGCAGCCCCCGUAAAGAAAGAAACUUCUCCAGAAGAUGAUGUCAUCGCACCUUUGGCAAAGAAAUUCCAGCGAACAGUUUAUGUUGAUGAUGGAUCACAUAAAGAACAUAUUAAUAUGGUUUUUGUUGGACACGUCGAUGCUGGAAAAUCGACUAUUGGAGGUGAGAAUAAAUUCCGAGCGAUUUUCAAGUUAUUGUAUUUUUCUAGGACAAUUGAUGUAUUUGACUGGAAUGGUUGACAAAAGAACAUUAGAAAAAUAUGAACGAGAAGCUAAAGAAAAAGGACGUGAAAGUUGGUAUCUUUCUUGGUGUAUGGACACAAAUGAUGAAGAAAGAGACAAAGGAAAAACUGUUGAAGUUGGUCGCGCAUAUUUCGAAACAGAAAAACGUCAUUUCACAAUUCUCGAUGCUCCAGGUCACAAAAGUUUUGUUCCAAAUAUGAUUGCCGGUGCAACACAAGCUGAUUUAGCUGUGCUUGUUAUUUCAGCAAGAAAAGGAGAAUUCGAAACAGGAUUUGAUCGAGGAGGUCAAACUCGUGAACAUUCAAUGUUGGUUAAAACUGCCGGAGUCAAACAUCUUGUUAUUUUGGUGAAUAAAAUGGAUGAUCCAACUGUAAAAUGGGAAGAGGAACGAUUCAAGGAAAUUGAAGGAAAAUUGACACCAUUUUUGAGAAAAAUGGGAUUCAAUCCAAAAACUGAUAUCACUUAUAUUCCAUGUUCUGGUUUGACUGGAGCAUUUUUGAAGGAUCGACCAGCUGCAUCCGAUGGAUCAUGGUACACGUAAGUUUUCCCCAAUUUUUUGCUAGCAAAAUUAUUUCUGUAAUUUAUGAUGAAAGGCGCUAGAUCGAAAAAAAAUCAGUCACAAUCUAAAUUUUCAACUCACUUUCAUCCAUAAUUUUCUUACUGAUUCGGGCCGAACUAGGAUUGCGAAAUGAACGAAAUUUAUACAAAAAAUAAAACGCUGAGAUAAUGAACGUGAACUGACCAAUUUAUUUUGAAUAAAAAUAUUUUCAAUUUUCAUAUUCUGAAAUAACGUGCCUCAUUUGUACAAUAUAUUAAUUUACCAACCUGUAGUCUCAUGUAAAUUUUAUUCUUGAAAUUUUCAAAAUACAAUAAAAUAUUCUCAAUUCAUUCCAGAGGUCCAAACUUUAUCGAAUUCAUCGAUUGUCAUCUUCCAUCAUUCAAACGUGAUUACAAUGGCCCAGUUAGAUGUAUUGUUGUUGAAAAAUAUUCCGAAAUGGGAACUGUUAUUAUUGGAAAAAUGGAAUCUGGUUGUGUGCAAAAAGGAGAUACUCUUGUUGUUAUGCCAAAUAAGGUAACAUUUGUUUUAAUUUUUUUCAAAAAAAAAUCAAUGAUAUUUUGUAGCAACCUGUUCAAGUUCUUCAAAUUUGGGCGGAUGACGUUGAAACUGAUCGAGUUGUUUCGGGAGAUAAUAUUAAAUUCAAACUGAAGGGAAUUGAAGAAUCUGAACUUCAAGGUGGAUUUAUUAUUUGCUCUCCAGAUUCAUUGGCGAAAGUUGGACGAGUUUUCGAUGCUGAAGUUUUUGUAUUGGAACACAAAUCAAUUAUUGCCUCGGGUUAUUCAUGUGUUUUGCAUAUUCAAUCUGGAGUUGAAGAAGUUAAUGUUAAGGUAGGCUAUUUUGAAACGAAACCUAAAAGCUAACGAAUUCACCCUUUCUGAAAAAAAAAAUGAAAAUCGUCUUGUUCGAAACACACCUGACGAGACGUGUCCAAAAUGGACACUGUACGAAAAUUUUCAAAGGUCACACUGUACAUUUUUCCCGAAAAACGUGUAGUUUUCAUUGAUUUUCAGCCGAUUUUGAUGAAAAUUUUCAAAAAUUCACGCUGCACAAAUUUUUUUUUGCAAAAUUUCCACGCUUCACAAAAAUUUUAGGACACUCUCUCGCCAGGUGUGGUUCGAAAUCUGAAUUUCUUUGUCAAUAGAUUUUUUUAAAAUUUCCACGUCAUAGUUCAAAUUGUUUUUUUCAGGGCGUCAUUGCUACAAUUGACAAGAAAACAGGUGAAAAGAAACGAGCGAAGUUUGUGAAACAAGACGAAAAAUGUAUUAUGCGAUUAGAAAGUGCCGAGCCAUUUGUUAUUGAACCAUUCAAGGUAAAAUGUUUUUUCAGAUGAUUUUUUAAAUUUCCAACUUUAAAAUCUAAAUUUUUAAUUGCAGGAUUAUCCAUAUUUGGGUCGUUUCACACUUCGUGACGAAGGAAAAACAAUCGCAAUCGGAAAAGUUUUGAAAGUUAUCGAAUAA